Coccinella septempunctata (seven-spotted ladybird) is the source of this 2853-nucleotide messenger RNA. RefSeq names its product lissencephaly-1 homolog (gene Lis-1). Gene Ontology annotation, molecular function: dynein complex binding; microtubule plus-end binding. NCBI's taxonomy places the organism in Eukaryota, Metazoa, Arthropoda, Insecta, Coleoptera, Coccinellidae. Gene Ontology annotation, cellular component: microtubule associated complex; nuclear envelope; kinetochore. Bases 225 to 1460 code for a protein of 411 amino acids. The record is from RefSeq and is a predicted model, not a curated record. Gene Ontology annotation, biological process: vesicle transport along microtubule; germ cell development; establishment of mitotic spindle orientation. The transcript has 8 exons.
UCGUUUUAUUUCAUCGAACUGUCGCGCAAUCUCAACAUAAUUCGAUAACAGUUCGAGUUCGGUCCUCAAGAAGGUUUAACUGUGUUGUGUGAAUCUAUAGGUUUAUUACGUGGUAAUAUUGUGUCUUUUAGUGAUUGGAUACAAUUUACUGUAUAACUAGUUACUUGGAAUGUUCAUAAAUUAAAGUAUUAUUCAUUGACAAAGGAGCCCCGGAAAAAUUUAUCAUGAAAAUGGUUUUAUCUCAACGCCAGCGAGAAGAGCUUAACAAAGCCAUCGCUGACUACCUAAGCACUCAGGGCUUCAGGGACUCUCUCGAAGCCUUCAAGAAGGAGGCCGACAUGCCGGGAGAUGUGGGCGUUAAAUUCGGCGGACUCCUCGAGAAGAAAUGGACGUCCGUCAUCAGGUUGCAGAAGAAGGUGAUGGAGCUCGAGUCCAAGCUGAACGAGGCCGAGAAGGAAUAUAUACAAGGCGCACCCACGAGGAACAAGAGAAACCCCGCGGAAUGGAUUCCGAGACCUCCGGAAAAGUUCAGUUUGACAGGUCACAGGGCCCCGGUAACCAGGGUCAUAUUCCACCCCGUGUUCAGCGUGAUGGUUUCGGCCAGCGAGGACGCUACGAUGAAAGUUUGGGAUUUCGAAACGGGCGAAUACGAGAGAACACUGAAAGGUCAUACGGAUUCCAUACAGGACAUUUGCUUCGACUCCACCGGUAAACUGCUGGUGUCUUGCAGCGCGGAUAUGACCAUCAAACUGUGGGAAUUUCAACAGAAUUACGAAUGUAUAAGAACUAUGCUGGGGCACGACCACAACGUAUCAAGUAUAGCGUUCAUGCCGGGAAACGAUUACGUAGUAUCGUCCAGUAGGGAUAAAACUAUAAAAAUGUGGGAGGUUCUGACCGGUUACUGCGUGAAGACUUACGUCGGACAUAGAGAUUGGAUAAGGAUGGUCAGACCCUCUCCAGAUGGCUCGUUACUUGCGAGCUGCUCUCACGAUCAGACCAUAAGGGUCUGGGCGGUGUCUUCGAAAGAAUGCAGAACCGAACUAAGGGCUCACGAACACGUGAUCGAAUGCAUCGCAUGGGCGCCGGAGCUGUGCGCUGGUGCCAUCAUAGAGGCCGUCGGCGUGGAUAACAAGAAAGGGGCCGCUAUGGGACCUUUCCUCGCUUCUGGAUCCAGAGAUAAAUCUAUUAGGAUAUGGGAUGUGGGUGCAGGCUGCGCACUGUUCACCCUCAUAGGCCAUGAUAACUGGGUCAGGGGAGUUGUUUUCCACCCAGGCGGCAAAUACUUAUUAUCAGCCAGUGAUGAUAAAACUAUUCGGAUUUGGGACUUGAAAAAUAAGCGCUGCACGAAAAGUCUCGAUGCUCACAAACACUUCUGCACAUCUUUAGAUUUCCACAGAUCCCAUCCAUUCGUCAUUUCCGGAAGCGUGGAUCAAACAGUAAAAGUGUGGGAAUGUCGUUAAAUGGAUUGAGGAACGGCCUGCUCCGAUGUCCAUUGGAAAUUGACAUAGUCAAUAUUGUGUAUAGUUAUACUCUUUGCUUUCGAUGAAUACUGGUUACCUGCGAAUAUAAGAAAAACCGAAAAAUAUUCGAUAUUCGCUGAAUGUAAUUAAAUGUUUGUGGAGCAAAAAGGAUACUACAAUACAUUAAAGCUAUUAAAGUAUUGAAAUGUUUAUUUAUCAGGUAAUUUAAAACUCCUUAGUUUUAGUUUGAAAUCAAAAUGAAAUAUUAUAUUAUUUUUUUGCCCCCAACUCGAUUUAUGCCGUAGGUUUUGUUUUCUUGUUCAUGUGAUAUUUUUUUUUAAAUGAUAGAACUUUUGAGGCAGAAUCUUAUAAUAGUAGUCACCGUUGCUUCGGACAUAUUUACUAUCACAAUUGCUGCAAUCUAUUUUGAAAUUAUCUAUCACAGAACGCUAAUUUUACCUUGUACUGAAUAAAUGAAAAUGUUUUAUUUCUUCUUAUUUCAUCUUAAAAGUUUUUGAGAACAUUUGAGUGAUUCUGGGCGAUGUGGUGUACCUAUUACUCAAACUUUUUGCGAGUUUUGCAGGAUUUUUAAAUGUUUUAUUGAAAUUUUCAUCCGGAAUGAUGGGCUGAAUCUUGAAAGCUCGAUAUUUUUAUUAAUGUGAUAUUUUCAGAUUUAUUUUUCACAUAUAGAAAAGUUUUAUACUUGAUGAAAAGUAAUAUGUGAGUGAGAAUAAUUUCAACAAACUUGUUGAUAAUUUCAAAAUAUAUAGGCUUACCUCUUAACAUACGAUUAGAAAAAACAUUGUAGUUGAUGCUUGUUGAUAUAAGGUAAGGUCAUAAUAAAUCUCCUAAUUUUUUUUUAAUAGUAAUGGAACUAUAAUGAAAAAUAUUUAUUCUGAAAUAUAUGCCAAUUCAAUUUAUAAUGGCUUAUUAUAGUUACAAUUUUCAUCCUCAAUCCCUCAUUAGAAAUGGUAUGUUGAAUAUUAUGUUGAUGAACAUUUGGGAGUGCCAACUGUUUCAAAUGUAUGCUUUCUUAGAGUAAUAAAUCUCAAAUUGGAACAGUACUCGGAGAUUCACUAAAUUGAGGUACUUGUCUUAGCUCUUUAAAUGAUAUUUAGCAUUCUGUUUGAUUUUUUAUGUGUUCUCUUCAUAUAUUAUUUGUUUAAAUGGUCGAUUUGAAUAUUUUGUCAGGAUGUAUAAGAUUUGGUAUAAUUGUUAUUUUUAUUGUAUAAAUUGGGCUAAAAAAUUGUAUAAAUGGCUUGCUUAUAUUAUGCAUGUGCACAAUAUAAAAAUAACUUAAGUACUUGUGAUGCAUAUUGUAUUACCUAAUUAUUCUUCCGGAUAAAAUUGUGAAUAUGUUUUCUUCUGUAUAUAAUGAAUUCAUUCCUCUACA